Molecule: messenger RNA, 14675 nt
Organism: Gallus gallus (chicken)
Lineage: Eukaryota; Metazoa; Chordata; Aves; Galliformes; Phasianidae
Gene: SMAD1
Product: SMAD family member 1
Exons: 7
Coding region: 12221-13339 (372 amino acids)
Biological process (GO): cell differentiation; BMP signaling pathway; SMAD protein signal transduction
Cellular component (GO): heteromeric SMAD protein complex
Molecular function (GO): DNA-binding transcription factor activity, RNA polymerase II-specific; RNA polymerase II cis-regulatory region sequence-specific DNA binding; I-SMAD binding
Source: RefSeq, a predicted model, not a curated record
GGUCUGCAUCAAUCCUUACCACUACAAGCGGGUAGAAAGUCCUGGUAGGUUCUUCCUUGUUUGUACCCUUGCACCUUAUCUAAACAAUGCAAAGUAUGGCAGUUAAUCAUGUGACUCAUCAGCUUAAGUAAGCAGAAGUAGCUGUUUGCACACGUCAGAUUUGUACUCUGUAAUCUAUCUGGAUAUAAGCAUUGAUUUGCAGUUCUCCCUUUCACAGGGUGAAUACUUGCCAUAUAUAAAUGCAUUUUAUCACUGUGCACCGGCAUGCUCUCUCUAUGUGCCUUAAGUUGCUGUAUCUAUUGCCUCCUGGUUUUGUUGGUGGCCGCUGUCCCUCAAUUCAUUUUAUUUUUUUCUGUUUUACUGAACUGUGCAGAUCGAGUAUGUAUGAAAUGUUGCAACAGGAGGGAUAAGUGUGUUUUGUGGGUGAAAAGCUUUCUGAUAUGGUCUUACUGUUAUUAUUUCACUUCUAUCACUUCUGUUCCUUCACCCUCCAGAAGAUAGUAUUGUCUUCAAGAUUGCCUACAGCUUUGGCCUUUUGAAGUCUGUGAGUUUUUUAGGCUACAGAAUAUACCCUCUCAACAUGGAGCUUUGAUAGUGGCUUUUUUUUUUGUACACAAAGUUUUACCUUUAGUUGUUGUGCAAGUGGAGUCUGUUUACCCAUUACCCGCUUCCAUAACAAGCGCAGCCUGUUCUCUGUCUCCUCUUCAAGGGCCUUUUUAGUAAAUCUGUGCUUGAUUUGGUUGUGCGAGUUUGUUUUCAGGAUCUUUCCAGGGACUAAGUUGAAAUGUGCUUAAACAUGUCUCCACUGGUCUCCAGUUACUUGUGAGGUUGUACAGGGACAUCUGCAGAAAUGCACUGCAGGUGUGAGUGGGCUUUUCUGGUUUAACUUUAGGAGAUCUGUCUGUGUUAGGCACUUGGUAAACUGUGAAGCUGUUUCUGCAGAGUGGCAUGGAUUGCUUAAGAACUGCAGUGGAAAUGAGGUUGUUACCAGGUUAUUUUCCUGUGAAUGGAAAUUGCAUUUAUCUUGGAUUUGCAACACGCAGCACGUAUCUCGAUGGCAAAUAUUUCCCUUUGGUGUGUUAGUAUUGGUUUGGAAAUGAUGUGUAUGAUACCCAUAAAGUAUGUCUUUUGUGCAGCAGAUGCUUAAACAAAGGAGCCCUCUGCACUGGAGGAAAAAAAAAGGAGUUUUAAAAAAAUUUUAAGGGUAGCACGUUAAGCAGAAGUGGGACAAUAAAAUAAAUAGCUCAUACUAUGAGUUUUCUGCAUGUGUCUGCACCAGGUGUGUACGUUCGGUGUUCCAAAGUACUGAAAACUAAGAUUCCCAAAGCGCAUCUAGUUCAGUCAGAGUGAGCAGCAGUUGGGCUUUUGCUGUCAUGGUAACACCAAGUGAUGUGUUACAACUCAUUUCCCUUUAAUCUUGGAAGCAGUUACUGAGUUCGAGAACGUUCUAAUUCACAUCAUUUAUGCCAUAUUUAAGAAUGUAUUUGUAAGUAUCCUGUCACUUCAUUGAGAUAUACGCAGUAACAAUAGAACAGAACUUUCAGAAGAUGUCUAACUGAAAUGUGCUGAGUACUGCUAGGUAGCUUCAGUGGUUGGAAAGUAAGCUUGAAUUUGGGAUUCCUGUGAAGUUGUUUUGGGGUAAGGUACAAAUUUCCAGAGUUUGUGUGGUCAGAGAAUUUUUGCUGGGGGAAAAAAAAAAAACCAAACAGUGACUUAACCAGUUUGGAGAUGGUAGCAAUGAUAUAUUUCCCUUCUGCUCAGCCAUUGCCCUUCAGGAAAAACCAGGUGCUUCUGGUCAUCUGCUUAGUAGGCUACUGGGCAGUUCUUCUGUUUACAUCAGGGCUGGAAUCAGCUUGACAGAGCUGAUGGAAGUAUUUCGUCAUCCAGAAGAUCAGUGUGCUGCUCUGACCAGCUGACGUUUUCUGGAGGGGAUUCUGAACAGGAGUUACCUCCUGCCUAAUGAGUCGUGGGGCUGCAGGUAUGAAGUUGUGUGUAUGCUGGAGUCGCAUCUUAAGAACUUUCAGUGGAUUCCAAAAUGCAAGAGUGGGGUCAAAGCCUGAAGUUUUUACUAAGCUCUCUGGCUGGGUUUGUGAUAGAGGUUUUUCUACUUAAUUGACACUAUAGAUCAAUCGUUGUUUUGAGGGAUAUUGGAUGGAGAUGAAUUUGGAGUAUGUGGCUUUUGGGAACAGGUGGUAACGGAGCUGCCAUUUGGCCUAGAGAUGUGCACUUCAUAAGUGACAACAUCUCCUCCUUUCCCUUCCCUGUUCUUUGUCCCCAGAGCGUCACUUUUGGCUUCACUUCCUGACAGUCACACUCAAAUUUAGCUAACCGUUUUUUCCCAUUUUUGCCUGGACAUUAAAACACCAUUAUUGCUUCCGAAGUGCUUACACUUUGAGAUUAAUGGAUAGGGGGAAUUCACACAUGAGUCACUGUUUCCAAGAGCCUGCGUACCCAAGCAGAUAUCAAAACUUGUGUUUCCAAGGUUAUCACAGCCAGGAGCUUUGGAAUUGUAGAAUUGUACUUGACUAAAUGAAGUUAGAAGCUCAAGAGAGUGUAUGAUGGGCACUCUGUGCAGGCUGUAUGAGUGCAUUGUGAAAUUCUGGCUCUGCCUGCCAGCUUGAUCAGUGCUUAACUGCCUCAAACAGACCUCAAGAGCUGCUCUGUAGGGCGCUGCCUGGGAUAGGAUCGGUGUGCUCUGUUCACUUUCCUGUUAGUUGUCACGUGGUUGGUGUUUGUGUAAGUUCUGAAGAGCGGAUUAACAGUAAAUCCUCAAAUAGAUAAAAUCAUGUAGUGCUUUCAGUUGGGAAAUUAGUCUCACAGAUGCUUUUAUGUUUUCACGGUGCCAGAGGGAUGCAUCUCUGCUAUUCAGCUUGAAAAUACGAGCUUGGAAAUCAUUGCAGUUGGAAUGCUGUAGUCUGUCUGUGAACUACAGUGUUACACCUGAAUUCACGUCAGAUUUUUCUCCAUUAGCCAGGCUGGAUAAAAACUGGUUGCAAGGAGUCAUGGGAAGGCUGAGAAGAGAACGGCCUGGAGUUUCAGAGCCUCCCAGGUGUCCCUGACCACUGAUAUCCAGGAAGAGACUUAGGUGUGAUUUGGUGGUAUGAUGGUAAUGCCUAACCUGAUUCAGAGGCUCUGUAUGGUCACAAAAGCUAACCAGAGAACUGCUGUUUGGAGAUACCAUCCUCAAGCAGCUACUGCAUUGGGCUGUGCCAGCACAGCUGUCUCCAUGGCCUUGUGUUGGAGCAGCCUGGCAGUGCUUUGUUCCCAUCCCACUGCUGCCUUAUCUCAUGGGCUGAUCAGGGUCACCCAGGGGAUGCAGGAACACCCAUGCACCCGCGGGGCCUCGCAUCUGGCCUGUGGGUGGGAGCAGAGGUGGUGUGAAGCAAGCGGGCCAAGUGGAGGCUGUUUUGUUGCUGAGAGCAGGAACACAAUCUCGUUCUCUACUGCCAGGAUGAAAUAUCUUCUGGAGAUAUGUUACAGUAGCUUGCUGAUGCUGUUUCAUAGCUCUGUUGGGUGCAGAAUUAUUUCUGGUGCAGAAAUGGCUGUGUUGAUAGGUGUGAAUUUUUUUCCCUUGGCAAGGCAAAGCAAAGCUUUUAAUUAAGGAGGGUAGGAUCUCGAUUUGAUGCCUUUUAAAAACUGGUGAGGUCAGCUGAACUGGUGUGCUUGUGUGGCUGAAUCUGCUUUUUCUCCUCAGUUUUAGUUUUGGCUUAGAGAUACCUGGAGAUCAGGCUUCUACGUAGAAGCUCUGGGACUCUUUAAGUAUGACUGAGACCGGAGACUGGGUGUAGGCACUGGGAGAGGAGAAAGCAAAUGUGUUGUUCCUCAGCUCCGUUUGAAAAUGCCACAAAUAACCUCUCUGGUUUUGCUGGAGAAAACAUGAAAUGACAUCCCAAAGUCUUUCCUGAGAUGCUUCUUUCUUUCCUGCUUUUAAUCUGUUGUUUUUGUUUCACGGAGACGCAUCGUCUGUCUCUUGCCUCUGUCUUCGGUUAUGCCAAUGGAAUCAGGUGAAAGACGUGUCUCAGAAUUUGGAAUAAACAAGAAGCCUGGAUCCAGUUUGCUCUAAUAGCAAAACAGGGAUGGAAUAGGGAACGGAGGGGCAGAGGAGGUUCAGUUCCUUUGCUUAGCUGAACAGAAGGAAGGAAGAAACUGUAUGUUUCUUAUUCCCAUAGAACUGAUGGAUACUGGCCAUGGGUUCCAUCUGCUGCAGAGCUGUGUUAGCAGGCCCCUGCUGCUUAUCAGCCUUCUAGAUUAAAGAGAGUUUGAGUUCAUAAUACGUUGCAAAGGAAGCAAGAGAGCGAUUAACUUUUCUUUUAGCUUGGUGUGUGGAAGUCAAUGGUGCAGAGUAUUUUAUGUAGGGUAUAUGCAAGCAUACAACUGAGGGGUAACUUCUGAGAGUGGCGUGUGUCCAGAAUGAGCUGGUAUCUUUGGGGCUCAGGCUCAGAAAAAGCCUGCUUUGCACUGAUCUGAGAAAGCUUAAGCUGGCUCAGAAGAUGUAGUUGUUAUGUUUUGGUAUAUAUUUCUGGAGAUGAUAACUUAUGUUCCAGUAUUCCUGAACCAUGCAGUCCAGAGGAGCACUAAAACUGCUCUGUCAGAAGCAGCUGAUCUGUCUUCAGAAAAGUUCUGGCUGUGUUUGCCAACUGAUGGACUCUUCUGCUUGGAUGCCCGUCUUCCGAUCAAUUGCAGAACGAGCAGUGGGUGCUUCUUUGUGACGUGGAUGAAUGCGUUGUCAGAAUGGCUGAAUUUUUAAUUUUGCUUAAGUAUCAUGGUCCUUUCCUAUAUAAACACGAAUUUGAAGUGGAUGUCUGCCUCGGUAAGCUUGCCUUCAGUGGCAAGAAACAUUUAAUGUAAAUGUAGAGGUGCUUUAUGCCGCAAGAACAGACCAAGUCUGUCCCUGGGCUCUGAGAAGAGCAGUAGCUGUGUCGUGCUGGUUUUGCUUCCAGCCUGUGACUUUAACCUGAUUGCUUUCAAAUGUGUCUUUGAUCUUCUCUGCUCUUUGCUCUGAAUGUGUCUGUCAGGCUGCACACCUGAUCGUGUGCACCAGAGGUGCAGAAGGAAACUGAAAAUGGUGGAAACCCUGGCUAAGGCAGGUUGAGAUUUGUGCAGCCCUGGAAGUGGAUGCUCCACAGAACAGUGUUGCUGCUCUGAUACUCGGCAGAAGAAAAAGACUAUGUUUAGAGGAGCUUUCUAAUGCCAUUUGAAAUCAUACAGAUAUUUGGUUGUGUAUAGCUGUGUGAUUAUGUGUGUGCUUGUGCUAGCUGAUGUUUGCUCAUGUGCGCUCUUUCUCCAUAUAGGUACUGUACCAAAAAAUGAAAUGGGCCCAUCAGUCUAACCCAGUCUCAUUCCCUGGUACCUACCCAGGUUCGGAUCACUGUGUAUGAAGCUACCAUACCCAAGCUGGUACCUGUUGGAUCACCACAAAGAGUGCUUAGGCUUCAGAUAAGCAGCAGAGUUCAAAUACAGUGUGCUGCUUGUGGCUCUGGCUGCUUCCGCAGGCAUCGUCAAAUGGGCAGAGACUGUAAUUCCUCCAGGGUCAAAUAGGGAAGCAGGACGGAAAACGGGGGGUGAGCAGCAGUUCCCUAUGGGACUGCCAGCUUGCCUGGGCUUCCAGGGUUCCCAGGGCCUGCAUGGCCCCAGCACCUGGGAGGACCGGAGGCGGCAGGAGAGCCUCCGGCUGCUUUCCGGCCAGAUGGAGAAGCUUUGAUGGCCAGGGCUCGGGGGAGCUGGGGACCAGCUGUGUGCAGCGCUCCCCCACUGCCUGGCCUUCUGGAGGGUGGUGCUGGAUAAGGGGGGAUGCAGGGAGCAUGGAGAGGAGCCUUGUGUGAGGAGUGUGAGGGGGGGAGCCCGGGGAAGGAGAAUGCAUGUGCAGUGGAAGGAGGAAAAGAGAGGGAGGGAAGAAGGAAAAUAAUAGAGAAACAGGUCAGCAGCUGAUUUGAAACAGAGAAAAAGGAGAUCCAAUUUACAGAACUAAUUUACAGAACCAGUUUACCAAAAUUCCCCCUUUAUUCCCAUAGCAGGGUUUGUGCACCUCUGGAGGCUCCAGGGGUGUGUGAGGAGGGGAUGGCGUCGCCAGGAAGUUUUGCCUUAUUGCUACAUAACCCUGCUGUUGGGCAUAACUUUAAAAAUAGCAUGCUACAACAGAACUCGCUUUUGAAAUUCCCCACCAGAACUGAAACAGGCAGACAGAAGGGAGGGGGAGGCUCCAAACUUUUUUUCCUUUGUCCAGCCUUGGGAAGGAGAGCUGCAGUAAGGGGACAGAAGCUGUCAAGAAGGAUGUUCGUUUGUUUCUUAAUGUUUUUAGUUAAUGAGGUUCAGAUGUUUCUUUCUGACUUAGAAGAGCAGGCUUCCAUACUUGAACCUAUUCAGUAGGACAGUGACUUUGGUUUUCGUACAGGUAAUUCGAACUCUGCUCUGUGUAAAUGUCUCACUUAAUGCAUGCUAUGACACCAUAACUCUCUCCUGUACUCUCUCCUGUACUCACUCCUGUAUCAGGAGUGCUUCUCCCUCCAAAUCAGCUUACAAGAACUCCCUCGCUAAUGUGCAUAUGAUUAGUACUAAAUUCUGAAAUUGGCCUUGACAAAUGUCAGUUUAAUCAAAACGUUAGCUUAUCAGAGCAUCCGCAAGUAAAAUCUAAUGUUAACUGAAUAUUGUAAUGCAGGAAAUGUACUAAUGUUACUUGCCAAAUGCAUUUAGACCAGAUGUCUGAUGUAAAAGUAAAGUCAGCGAAGCAACAACUGUGCUUUUUUUUUUUUCUUUUUUCCCUUCUGUUUUUAAAUACAGUCUUCAGUUGCAACUAUGUAAGAUGACAAAUCAAGCUGUGGGGUCUGCAGAAACUGCAAAAUAAAACAAAGAGUUGAGAAAGCAAGACAGCUCGAAGCUUUCUUCUGGAAUGGGAAGUCUGGAAUGUUCGUCUGUCACCCAGCACAGACUGCUGGACAGCUAUUGUUGAGCCCUUUUCCUUUGCAGCUACUAGGACGUAGGUUUGGAGCAGCAGCCCAAAAGGCUGGCAGUUCUGCUUCAGAGAGAACAGAAAAGCUGUGCUCUGCAGCCUGUAGCACUGUCUGCUUCAGCCAGGAGGUAUUGCAACAACAUAAAGUAGCGAGAUCCGUGGGGAAUUGCAUUUGCCACAGCAGUAAUUAUUUUUAACCAAGAGUAAACUUGAUCCUGAGUGUAGGCAUGUCAGUGUCUUUGUAUGUGAGAACUUGUCCUCUGGUCAGAAAUUUCAAUUUUGCCAGGUCUUGUUUGAGGCAACACAAGAAGACCUAAUGACAUGAAAACUUUUCUUUCUGCUCGGUGUUUUAUUGUUUACAAGCAAGACCUUGGCAAGACAUGUCAGUCAGUGAGCCCCAGUGGCUCGUUAAUGCUGGAGACAGCAAGCAGAGGUAAGCGCUGAGCUGGCUGUGUGCUGGUACCUGCUCUGUUCCCACUGUGGGACUGGUUACUUGCUGGGGUGCCACGGCCUGCUUUGGCUGCACUGGCCUCAAGGGCAGGAAAUUGAGGCAGGAGUCUUCAGAAGCAUUGAAAUUUGUUAGUUUAACAUUGCUGCUGUGCUUUUGGGAUUUUUGGGUGUGUGUGUGUGUGUGUGCUGGUUUGGUGUUCCUUCUUUCAAACUCUGACUUCUUCAUUUGCCGCUUUGUCUUUACAGAAGGAUCUAUGAGGAGCACUGAGUGAGCCUUGUGUUUUCAUACCCAUCUCCAGAUAGUGCCAACUGCUGUGUGAGGAUUUCCUUCCUUCUCAGCAUGCAGUUUUAUCUUCCCCAUAAAACAUGAGUGACUUUGCAUAAAUUCAUAUGAAAAUAAAGCUGUAUGAUGCUUGCAAAUUAAAGUACACAGUCUAAUGAUAGUGCCCCGAGGCCUUCAUAAGGGCUGAAGGCCCUGUUUUGGUGUUAGGCUGCACAAACACUUCUACAUAACACGUACCCACCAAGUCGUCAUGAUUUUUAAGGGCAGGGUGGUUGAAAGUGAAGCAGCUAUUGCUCAACUUUUACUUAUUUAUUUGGUAAAGCUAGCAGAAAUAGUGGAAUUUACUUUGGAAAGGGCGAUCAGAGCCUGCUUUCUUAUGUGUGGCUCCUUGGAAUAUUCCAUUAUUUGUUCUUGGAAUUUCCAGACAUGAAAAGAGAGAUCCCUACCCAAAUCUUCAUGAAACAAGCCCGUGAGGGAAAUCACUUAUCAUCCGGGCUUGUGUAAGACAAGCAGAAUUCAUCUGGAUAAAAAAAUGAGAUACUUGGAAUGUACAGCGGGUCCUUUGGUUUGGAGUAGGGUUUAUUUUUUAAGAGGGAGGCUUUAAAAAAUGAGUUGUAAUCAUAAAUCAGUGACUUUCUCUCUUUGCUGAAAUCAUUAUCUCUGGAAUGUGAAAUUAGAACAAAAAGGAAAACCAAGAAGAUGUUGAGCAUAGCACACCUGUUAGUUUUCUGAAGAACGGAGAUACAAAGAGUAGAGAUCAGUAACUUUCUUCAAAGGCCACUGUAACAUUUUCAUGAAAGCAUUUCUUUCUUGGUGUGGUUGGUUGGAACAUUUAUCUGAACAGCCUAGUUGUCUUUGGUCUAUAUUCUGUGUUUUUGACGUUCUUGGCUCUUAGAUGAAAUAGCCCUGUGGGUGAAAUUGCCCUUUAGCUGUAAUUUCUUUAAUACAGCUCCGCUUGUUUGGUGCAUGCAAAUUCAGAAUGCAAUUUGCAUGUUAAAAACAGGCUACCUAAUUCCCAGGCUGUCUCACUCUGUUGACAGAUAUAGGAUCUUUUCUUUCCUACAGUUCUGCAAACAUACCCAGCUUGACUUCCUCCAGCUUGACUUCCAGGGGGUUUACCUUCCUCCUCAGCCUUUAGUAGCAGUGCUGCUACUAGUAGGCAUGUUUUAGGGCUGGCAUCCAGGUGCACGUCUGCAGCAAGGUUUAGACACAGCUUAACCCCUAAAACCUUUUAAUUUGGUGUUUGAGAAAGUACAGAAAUCGAGCUGAUGACUUGCAGUUCUACUCCAUUAACUGGUUUUAACCAUUUUUAUGGGGUUGAAUUUACAGAUUUUUUUGAGACACUGUUUGAUAUGAUUGUUUCAGUAGCCUUUUAAGACAACAGUGUAUUUAGUGUUUCCUUUCAAUGUGUGCAUCCAACUGAAUAGAAAUAGUGAUAACUUAAAAAUAUAUAUUUUUUUCCUACUUCUGCAACUGUUUUCCACUAAAGACUGCAAAACAGGGAGAAAUUCUCUCUGCAGACUGUUGCAGUAGUGCCCUGCAGAGAUCUCCACAACAAAGAUGUGCCCUAGUUCAUUAUUUUAUAGCAACAGGUGUGCUGGCUUAGCAUAGAAUAACUCUCUCAUGCUUUCUCCCCUUCAAUUAUACCUCUUCCUGAAGUUGGCAGCUGCUGCAGAGAUCCGCCUCCUCCUCUGCUGUACUGAGCCCUGGUAAUUUGUUAUUCCAUAUGGCUGAGGGCUGCAACCUGACUAGGAGCUCACUGCCUUAGAGAGGGGUGAGGGGGAUAAGAACAGUAUGCCUCCCCCUUCACACAUUGAAUUCCUGGCACCCAUUCCUACCCCGCUCAUGUCUUUGCUCACGGGUGGAUGGUGUUCAGAUUAACUCCUCAGUGACUCCAGCGGGAGCGUCGAGGCUGCCAAAAACCCUUGAGCCUCAGAGAGAUCAGGUUAUGGCAGGGAGUGGUUGUCUCGGGGUCGGACUAAUUGCAGUGCUGUGGACUCAGUCCCACCUGAUGUGGCCUUUGGGGCUUUUUCUCCUCAUCUAAAUUUUGUAUGCAGGAGAAUGUGAGUUAGGGGCAGCAUUCAAGUAAAUUCUGCAGUGAUAUUUUUGAAGCUGUUUAGGCAGUCCCAGUACUGGUUCUUCCUCCCAUCCUCCCCUUUCUGUGUGUAUUUUGAAGGAGUUGGCAUUUAAUUAUUUUAGGUUGAAGGAGUAGCGGGAGGAAAAGCGUAGGGACGGUGGGGAAGAAGAGAUGUGUUCUUGUCCUGAGUCCUUCUGAACUUUGAGAACAUGCAUGUAUGCCUUGGGAAAAUUGGCACUGCUGUAUUUUAAUUACAGAAAACAUACAGAAAAUAUCCUGCUGUCCAGCUUUUAAGUGCUAUAAAUUGUAUAGCUUCCUGUGAUGUCAUGCGUGUCAUUGUUUAAUGUGAGACUGUGGAUGGGAAAGGUAAGUAGUGUACUUUCUGCACAAAUUAACUUUAGAAAAGUUAAUGGUUUGACCUUCAUCUGCAGGAAGGGAAGAGAUAGGAAAGAUGUGUUUUUAAUGCUCAGCAAAGUAAGGAAGAACCAUAAAGACAGGAAAGGGAAAAUACUUUUUAACACAUGAUCUCAUCGUUACUUUUUUUUCCACUUGUAAUUUAUGAGUCCGGCAGAUGUUGACCAAGACAGCUGAAGUAUUGCUUGACCUCGCUACAAAAGGACUGUCAAGCUUGACAGAAAGUGUUUAAUUUGGAGGGAUUCUACUAUUCAGAGAGUGGGCCUGACGUUUGCCGUGUUGUGGAUGAGGGGAUUUAUGAUGUCCAACUCGAAUGUUUUUCUUUAUUUCCUGGCUUUUUCCAGUGACUUAUGAGACCUAUGAGGAGAACAGUUGCUGUUGAGGCAAGAGGCAGACCGCGUGGCCAAGGGAGAUGCAUCUUCUCCUGCGGUGUUUUGCACUUGGGAAAUUCCAAAGAAUGGUAGAUAGGUGUGCUUUGUUUCAGAAAGUGCUAUAAUUAGAAACCUUUAUUAGAAUAUUCCUUUUAAAGGGGGUCAGCUAAUAUUUUCAUACCUAAACAAAUCUCCCUAGGAACGAUAUCUGUCUCGAGUGUUUGAGAUCCAUUGAAACUUGGUGAAGCUGUUCUAAGAAAAUGAAACGUCAGAUUAAAUCUUUAAAACACGCUUUUGACACUAACUGGCAGCCUUCAUUUCAGUUUGAGGGUUGUCUUUUUUUCUUCAGUGUAUGUAUUCAAGGAAGGUUUCUGAGAUCAAAUAUUUCACACUUUAAUACCACCAGCAGGAAAAAAAAAAGAUUAAUUUCUCUCUUAUGUGUAUACUUCAAAAAAAAAAAAAAAGCAAGGAAAACCUGCUGCUUUGAUUCAUGUUUGUCUUGCUUUCAGAACACUGGGUAAGUUGUGUGUGUGUAGCACCGUUCAAUAUCUAGUUUGAAUUUGGACCUAGACUUUAGGCCUGGUCUGUGGGUGUAGUGAUAGUGGUGUGCUCUUAGAUCCUUGGACACUCCACUAAGAACCCGAAUGCUUUUGUAUAAGCAAAGUGCUGGAAGAAAUAAGUUUCUUAAUGCAUUGGAAGAACCUGUUUGUCAAAAUGACAUCGGUCGUUGUUUUAUUUUUACUAUCAGUUCGUAAUUCCCCUUAUGGUGAAGCAACUGUUAAGAAACACCUUUCUUAAUUGAGUGAUACAGUUCUGCGUGUGGGGGCUUCUCCUGUAUAUGCGCUCUUGCUGUGCUCCUGCUUUUCUCCUGCGUGGCCACCUGGGCAGGGCACAGGGCUGGAGUCUCAGGGAGGGGCUGUGGUGUCCUGGCUUGCUUUGAUGCUUUGUGCUUUUUGGCAGCCUCCCUUGAAGACACCCAGGGGGCUGCCUGGUCCCAUGUGGCUGUGCAGCUGGGAAAUAGGUAGUGAAUGGAAGCAGGCAGGUGUGGACAGCAAUAACUUCUUAUUUCACUUCCUUCUGCAUAGGUUGCCUGUGUAGGCCCUUUCUUCUCCUUUUUCCUCCAUAACCCACAAAAUCUCUCAAACAAGACGAGCUUUUAAUCUUUUGAGUAGCUUGGACUUCACUGUGAGGCGUUUAAAGAUAGAAGAUGAAGUGUUGGAAAAAGAGCUGAUUCUUUUAUCUUGAUGUAGCUGGUAUCAUGUUCAUAUUCCCAGUUAAAGAGGCCUUUGUUUCCCACUGCUGAGGAGGCCUUGAGAGUGUGGGGAAGCCAGCAGUUUGUGAUGUGUUUCUCCGAUCCUGUAGUAGCAUUUACUUGGAACUCAAUGGCUGAUCAGUUGUUUUUGUUUUUAUUAUUUUUGAAAAGUAUAACUUUAUUUGAAUUGCAUUUGUAAACCGACUUGUAGGGUUAAUAACCAUUUCAAUACUAAUCGGUACGAACAUAGCCUAGGUUAAAAAUAUAACUACAACUGUUGGGACCAGGCUCAGUUCAAGAUCUGUGUAGCAUUAGUACUGUCUUCAGAAAAAACCAUGUCUGUCCUUAUUAGGCGGGUUUUAGGUUACAAGCCAUUACAUGAUUAGCAAGAUCACAAGUAGAGUAGAACAAAGUGUGUGUCACGAUCAUGCUGUGGCUACUUCACAGCAUUUCUUGGGGCAGGAAAAAAAACUGCAGUGUUGAAUUGCUGCUUACCCUUGGAUCUUCCCUGGCCCUCUGUAAAAUCAAGCUCCAGUUUGUCAAACCAGUUCUACCUCCGGUGCUGGUUCCAAGGCACAGCGAAUACAACCCUCAGCACAGCCUCUUGGCUCAGUUCCGCAACUUGGGACAAAAUGAGCCCCACAUGCCACACAACGCUACUUUCCCGGACUCUUUUCAGCAACCCAACAGUCACCCGUUCCCCCAUUCGCCAAACAGCAGCUAUCCAAACUCGCCUGGAAGCAGCAGUAGCACCUACCCACAUUCUCCAGCCAGCUCAGACCCAGGAAGCCCUUUUCAGAUGCCAGCUGAUACUCCUCCUCCUGCUUACCUGCCUCCGGAAGAUCAGAUGACACACGAUACCUCCCAGCCAAUGGAUACCAACAUGAUGGCACCCGGAAUCCACCCUGACAUACACAGAGGAGAUGUUCAGGCUGUUGCUUAUGAAGAGCCGAAGCAUUGGUGCUCCAUUGUUUAUUACGAGCUGAAUAAUCGUGUUGGGGAGGCCUUCCAUGCCUCUUCCACCAGCAUCCUGGUGGAUGGCUUCACUGAUCCUUCAAACAACAAAAACAGAUUUUGCCUGGGGCUGCUCUCCAAUGUUAACCGGAAUUCCACCAUUGAGAAUACAAGGAGGCACAUUGGAAAAGGUGUUCAUCUCUAUUAUGUUGGUGGAGAAGUGUACGCUGAAUGCCUCAGCGACAGCAGUAUUUUUGUGCAAAGUCGAAACUGCAACUACCACCAUGGUUUCCAUCCAACCACAGUGUGCAAAAUUCCUAGUGGCUGCAGUUUGAAGAUUUUCAAUAAUCAGGAGUUCGCUCAGCUCUUAGCACAGUCGGUGAACCAUGGCUUUGAGACAGUGUAUGAGCUUACCAAGAUGUGCACUCUCCGCAUGAGUUUUGUAAAGGGUUGGGGAGCUGAAUAUCAUCGACAAGAUGUAACGAGCACUCCAUGCUGGAUAGAGAUACACCUUCACGGUCCCCUUCAGUGGCUGGAUAAAGUACUUACUCAGAUGGGCUCUCCUCAUAAUCCUAUUUCUUCAGUGUCUUAAGGUCCCAAGCUCCUGCAUUUUGGAAACAAUUGAGCCUUGCAUGUACUUGAAGGACGUAUGAGUCAGACACAGUUUUUUUCAUUUUCCCCCCCACCCCGAACUGGCAACAGCUGAAUAAGAGCCAUGAAAAUAAUUUACUUCUGUGACCAACUGUUGGAUUUGGGGAAAAAAACAACACAACAAAACAAAAAACCAAAAACAAAAAACAACCCCUUUGACAUAGUACUGUUGGUAUCAAGUAUCUUAGUUUACAUAGUAACAUUCUAUUGCAAAGUUGAUUUACAGGCCUUGUCAUAAAGGAGGCUACUGAGCCAAAACAACAAUCUGUUGGACUGAGUUCACGAAGGAGUUUCCUAUAGUUGGCACUCUGAGAUUCUCUUCCUUCUUGACAUCCAGCACUCACUGCUUUUUUUUCCCCCACGUUAUCCUCUUGGGCUAAGAGCUGAUGUUGGUGAAGCCUGCUUUUAGCAGGCUUUCUGCAGUAUGUUUUAAAACCAUUUGUUUAAGCUGAUAGUUAUUCUUCUCUUUAUAAGACAAAAACCAACCAAACAAACAAAAAAAACAAACACCUAACAUAUAGUUUUAAUAUCAAUAUCUUGUAAUAAUCUUGGAAAUUGUGUCCUGACCAUACUGCUGUAAGAAUGUUAGGUAUCUUUUUUGGUAAAUGUAUUUAUGGUGUAUUUGGAAGCUUAGAAAUCCUUUAGAUGUAGACCCAUAAAGGAAUUAGGAGUAUCUGAAUGGGGGGAAGAGGGAGUGGGAAGAGAUGAUGACAACUGAAAUGUAGAAUAUAUUGUAAACAUAGGUUGUUAGUUUAAACUGAGGUCUGAGUUUUGCUGUGCAUUUCAUUUUUAUCGUGGCUUCACCUUGUUAAUUCUGACUUUUUUUUGCCUCUUCCUUUUUCUCCCAGAGCAAUUGCGCAGUUGGGUAAUUCUUUUACCUGUGAAGAGGACGAAAUGAUUAAUUCCUGCAGUUUGAAGGCUGCAGCUCUAUGUAUUUCAAGACAAAGUUGUACAGUGUGCUCUUUAACUAUUGAGCAGUUUUAUACAGUGUAUGUAACAGAAAUAGGCUUUUAAUUUUGUAAGAGAGUCUUGUUUUGCCAAAUCUAGAAACUGUUAAUUGUUUGGAGGGCUUCAAAAUCCCCAUGUGGGUCUGUUUCAAACUUUUAAAAAUAUAUAUAUUUUUAAUUUUUUUUACUGCUUGGUUUAUUUUCUUCUCUUUGAUCUUUUAUAUUCACGUAAGCUGUAGUACUUUAAGUACCUUUAUUCCAAACUUAGUGGGUCCUCUUUACUGGAAGUUUCGAAUAAAACCUGUUGUUACUGCUUACAUUUGAUUAAAA